Messenger RNA from Juglans regia (Persian walnut), 2212 nucleotides. RefSeq lists its product as uncharacterized. The record is from RefSeq and is a predicted model, not a curated record. Bases 414 to 2045 code for a protein of 543 amino acids. The transcript has 2 exons. Lineage: Eukaryota; Viridiplantae; Streptophyta; Magnoliopsida; Fagales; Juglandaceae. Gene Ontology annotation, molecular function: glycosyltransferase activity.
CACAAAACCAGUCUCCUGCUUUUUUCUUCAAGUCUUUCGUCAGAUUUGAAGUUUAGAGCCAUUCAAAGAGAGGAACCCAAUAUCCUUCCUCACCUUUCAGAUCAGAUCGAAGCCUCCUCAAAAUGGCAUUCAAUAACAAACCCAAGAAACCCAUUACUCCUUUCAAAUCCAAUCUAUGCACCACACUUUUCUUCAUAGUUCUCUUUACCAUCCCAGCCCUUUUUCUCCUGCACACCCCUACCACCUCCAUAUGCACCAGCUUUGCCACUCAUGUCAAUCCUUGGUCUGGCGAUCUCCGAACUGCUCUGUUUCCGUGGAAUCGUCUUCCAUUCAUCGAAGGCCAUCCUCCUCCUAUUGCUCUCAAAAUUGCUGUAUUUUCUCGCAAGUAGCCCAUCGGUACAACACCCGGUGGCAUGGAGCGCCACGCGCAUACCCUGCACACUGCUCUAGCAAUUCGUGGUCAUCAAGUUCAUGUCUUCACCUCUCCUCCCCUUAAUGACAAAGGUCUAUUGUCCCUAAAGCUAAAUAAUAGCCCUGAGAAUCUAUCUAAUUCUACGCCCUACAUUCACUGCCAUGAAGGUGAACCAGGACAGUGGCGCUAUAAUAAAGCUUGGGAACAAUUUUUGGAGGAAAACCAAAGCAAACCAUUCGAUGUGGUUCACUCGGAAAGCGUUGCACUUCCUCAUUGGCUUGCUCGUCAACUUCAAAACCUAGCUGUUUCAUGGCAUGGCAUAGCUCUUGAGAGCUUACAAUCUGACAUUUUCCAAGACUUGACUCGAAAACCCAAUGAGCCAAUAUCUCCAGCUUUCAACAGAAGUAUACAAGGGGAAGUCCCCAAGGUACUGAAUGAGAUAAGAUUCUUUAGAAACUAUGCCCACCAUAUUGCCAUUAGUGAUAGUUGUGGGGAGAUGCUUAGGGAUGUGUAUCAAAUCCCUGAUAAAAGAGUCCAUAUUAUUCUCAAUGGUGUUGAUGAUCACGAGUUUGUAAAGGACUUGAGAUUAGGCCGUGAGUUCAGGUCUAAAAUUGGCAUCCCCAACAACGCAAGCUUAGUGCUUGGCGUGGCUGGCAGAUUAGUAAGGGACAAAGGUCAUCCUCUACUCUACGAAGCAUUCAUUAAACUCGUAAAGAAGCACCCAGGUGUCUAUUUGAUAGUCGCCGGAUCCGGUCCAUGGGAGCAAAGGUACAAGGAUUUAUGGCCUCAAGUCCUUGUUUUGGGGUCUAUGAAUCCAUCGGAAUUGAGGGCUUUCUACAAUGCCAUUGAUAUAUUUGUAAAUCCCACACUUAGACCGCAAGGGCUUGAUCUUACCCUAAUGGAGGCCAUGAUGAGUGGGAAGCCUGUAAUCGCUUCUAGGUUUCCAAGCAUCAAAGGUACAAUAGUUGUUGAUGAUGAAUAUGGUUUCAUGUUUGCUCCAAACGUGGAUUCGUUGUUGGAAGCACUUGAAGCAGUGGUUGGGGAAGGUCCAGAGAGGCUAGCCCAGAGGGGAAAGGCUUGCCAGGAAUAUGCAGCUUCCAUGUUUACUGCACACAAUUCGAACAUUGCAAUGGAUGCCGACAUAAAAUAUUCAAAUAAUGAGAUUGGAGGUGAUGAAACUAUUGAAGAACUUAUGGUUGGAAUGCAAUUUUCAUCUGUAGAAGAAGUGCAUGCUUACUAUAUGAAGUAUGGUAAGAAGAAGGGGUUUGGAGUAUCGAAAAGGAAUAUUAGACAGAAUGACGAUGGGACAGUAAGAUGGUUUUGUUUGGUAUGCGCGCGAGGAGGUACAAGAAAAAGUAUGGCUGUCAAUGUUAUGAAAUCAAGACAAAUAAUAAAGAUGGGGUGUAAGGCUAGGAUUAAUGCGGUAUUCAAUAAUGAAGGUGGAUAUACUGUAUCUAAGGUGAUAUUGGAUCACACACACUCCUGUAGUCCGGACAAGGCAAGACAUUUAAGAUGCUUUAAGAAGGUUGAUGCUCGUGUCGCUAAGAGGCUUGAAAUAAAUGACGAGGCAAGAAUAAGAUUGGCCAAAAAUUACAAGUUUGUGGUUGUUGAGGCGGGGGUUAUGAGAAUGUAACAUUCCGGGAAAAAGAGUGUCGAAACUACAUUGACAAAGCACGACGACUUAGUCUCGGGAUUGGAGGUGGUGUAACUCUAUGUAACUAUUUCGAAGAUAUGCAAAAAAGAAAUCCGGAAUUUUAUUAUAAGAUAAAUGUUGAUAAUGAGAUGCGGCUAAAGAAUGUA